GAAAUAAUCAUCAUUCGAACGGUGGAAGUUCAUUGAAGAAGUUUAGUUCCAAAUCGAAUACAUUUGUUUUAUUUGUUUUAUUACAUUGUACCAAUUUUUCGCAGAAUUUUUGAAAGAAACGAAAAAACUCAAUCAAAAUGAAGGCCUGCGCAAUUGUCAGCGUUUUGUAUUUCAUUUCAUUAGUAUCGGCAUUGCCAGCUCGAAAUGGAAUGUUAUACUACAACAUGCCAUACUAUCAUCCAUACCAUCAAGCAAUGUUUGUGCACUAUGCACCAUCUCAGUAUGGCCGUUCAGCUGGUAGUACAAGUGCAUUUGCCCUAGGUGAUUCUAUAGCUGCUGGAACUGUAGUUAGAGAAAAUCAAGUUCCCGCUGAGGAUGUCCCACAUGCUGUUGCUCAAGAGCAAUCGUCCAAUGAUGGUAAUGUUGAGGCCAUUGCUGAAGCCUAUCCAGAAGUACCUAUUCAAGGAACUGUUCAAUUUGAUCAAGGUGAAGAUCAAUACAAUGAAGUUGUUCCGUUGAAUGUCGUACCAGCAGUUUCCGAAACACUUAAUGACUCCACCGAAAAUAUUGCACCUGUUGUUCCACUUGCUCCAUUUACCCCAGAACCAGAAAGUAAAGUUAUUGCUGCUGAAGAGCCACAAGUACAAGUGCAACCAACAACAGCACCUGAAACACCAAAGAAGAAGGUUCAUAUUGCUCUUGACAUCCCAGAAAAGCACGAUGAAAAUGAAUAUGAUGUUGAAGAUGAUGAUCAAUACGUACCACAAAAGCCAGGCAAACCAUUAAGAAACGGAGGAUCGCCAGUUUACACCUUUUUCCCAGUUAGCUUUGGACGUGCUGCUGGCGGUACAAUUGCCGUUGCAAAUGCCUAUUCAACUGGUAAAGGUGCUGUUCGAUCACAUGCAAUCGCAUACGGUUCAAAUGGCACAUCUCGAAGACAACAAUCAACUGAACGUCAUACUGCUGUAUAAAAAAAUAAACAGCAGUCACCAAUAUUUUAUGUUGUAUCUGAAAUUUGAAAUUAAUACGAAAACGACCAUUUUGGAAAUGCAAUUAAUAAUUUAAUAGAAAAUGCCAAAUUAUGGCACGAUUUUGACGAGUAUUAAUGCAAAAGUGUGAACCUCAUUGUAAAAAACACUUGUUACCAUUAUUUUUACCUACUGUCUUUUGCUCGAUUAACUUGACAACAUUGAUACGUAAUCCUCAAUAAUAAGAAUUCAUUAGAAAUUGUUCUUGCUUAAGUUCUAUUCAAUGUUCAAUUAUAGAAUAAAUUAAAUUCAAAAUAAAAUUA
Contarinia nasturtii (swede midge) is the source of this 1291-nucleotide messenger RNA. RefSeq lists its product as uncharacterized. The transcript has 4 exons. NCBI's taxonomy places the organism in Eukaryota, Metazoa, Arthropoda, Insecta, Diptera, Cecidomyiidae. The record is from RefSeq and is a predicted model, not a curated record. Bases 138 to 971 code for a protein of 277 amino acids.